AUGACUUCUGAUUCCCGUCAUGCCGAGGCUGCGGAAAUUGCCUGCAUGGCUGAUUUUACGGGAUUGACCGCUGGUUACGAUCACACGUCGACUUUGUACUUUGAUGAUAGUUAUUCUGGUGAAUGGUGCGAGUCGUCCCGGUCCCACCGUACCAAAUGGUUCGCUAUGGAUGAGCCAGUGUUUUGUCGAUACACCAGCGAUACAGAGUGUGAAAAACACCUUGGCGGGAUUAGAGGUAUCACAAGGAAUUCUGCAGGCACCAAAAUUGAUAGAGAAGAUGGAGCCAAUUCCAUAUCCAUUCCUGAUGGAGCGGAACGUGGUAUCACCCUAAGGCAACUAAGGGCCGUCAAAGCCAAUGCGGACAGACGCUGCCUAGAAGAAGAAUGGAAAGAUCGGAACGGCAAUCCACUGAUUCCAGAUACUGUCACCAUGUACGAUAUUUGCCGUUAUGUCAUCCUGCCCUUUACUGUCCACACAAGAAGAUCAUUUGUGGAGAGCUUGCCCUCCACGGCUGGGACUCAGCCUCCGCUAUACUUCGUCAGCCAUUGGUGGGGCGAACCAACGAAGGACUUCAUGGCUUGCGUUGAAAGACUUUUACAAGACAAGUGGAUGAGUAGAGAGAUUGGAAUGACCGAGGAUACCCCCAUUUGGAUCUGUGCCUACGCCAACAACCAGUGGCACCUCGAGGAAGCCAUCACAGAGGAUCCUGAUGAAUCCGCGUUCUCACGCGCCUUGGCUCUUGCCAAUGGUCGAACCCUUACCAUAUUUGACAAGGAUGGAGUUGUCUUCAGCCGCGUCUGGUGUAUUUACGAAAUCUAUAGGACAAUCGUGUUUGCUUCUGACUGCGACAACACGAAUGUCCAACCUGAUGCCAACCAAGAUUGGGUUGUCCUCACCUCAGUUCCUCACACGGAAAUCGUGAAGUAUACUCCAACGAAACGGACAUCGAGAGGAGCAGCCAACAUUGGAGAGUACUUUCCCUUUGACAUGGUCAUGAAAGCGCUGCAGGUUCGGGUGGAACUGGCCGAAGCAUCCGAGGAAUCCGACCGCAUCCAUAUCUUCAAUGCCAUUAUUGGCAAGAAGGACAACCUAGAUGCACAACCACCGGGUGCACAUGAAAUGUACGAUAAACUCAACAAUGAAGUUCGCGCCACAUUCGCGUCCCAGGGGGUGUUGCAAUCUGCCGCAGAGAGGAGUGACGAGGAAUGGAACACUGUGAUAGCAGCCCUGUCCAAGGGAUCCAGACAAACACGUAUGCGCUUCGACUUUGACACAAACCGGUGGAAGGGCUUGGUUGAUAAGCCCGAGAGAGCUGGAAUGUUGAUGCGAAGUCUUCCAUUGUCUCUGGCAUCUCUGUCUCUUUCGAAUUCCUCCUUGGGAUUGUCACUGAUUGAGGGUCUGGCAGAUUGGAUCAGAAGGUCGACGCGACUGCAGGAGAUCCAUUUAAACGAUAUUUCCUCUUCGGGGGGCUUGCCAGGUGAACUUCUGGCCAAGGCACUUGCAAGCUGUACUACCAUCACGGAAAUCCACGUAGAGAAUACUGAUCUGUUGCAAUCAGAAAACCUUCAUCACUGGGCCCAUCUGCUAGCAGCAACCAAAUCCCUGAAGAGCUUCUGCAUAUGGGAGCGGGACUGCGGCAAGGACGAAGUCGGCUGGGGGGACGAAGUCGGGAAGGUCUUGGCUAGAGGCAUUGCAGCAAACACAUCGCUUAACAAAAUUAAGUUGUCAUGGUGGAAACGAGUGCUUGGAACGGAAGCCAGAAAGGAGCUGUUUUGUGCCCUUUUGAAGAAUCCAUGUUUCUCUUCAGUGAACGCCAAGCAAUGCGAGUGGGAGCUACAAGAAGAAAAUUUGAACAUCGGAAGAGAUCGCUUCUCACAGUUUUCGAAGGUACUAGUACCAGUGUUUCGCUUCACCUUACCGAUGGUACAAGCACUAAGCCAACGAAUCAAAAACUCCAAAACACUAAAGAGGAUUUCGAUUACAGAUAUUCAAGUGGACUGUGAGGUGGCGGGUGGAGCUGGGGAGUGUUUAGCUCAAGCAUUGGGAUCCAGCACAACGCUUUUCAAGGUUAUGCUUUCCACCAAUAUGAUUACAUUGGAAAAUGCAAGGAAUUGGACUGACUUCUUGGCAACAGCAUCGUCUUUGAAGGUGUUUGAAUGCUGGAAUUGUGAUGGUCCGCCGUUGGGAGACGGUGGGAUGAAAAUACUCUGUGAAGGUAUCAGCAAGAACACUUCUCUCAAAAAAAUUGAACUACAUGAUCAUGGCGUUGGGAAAGAAGGCGUUGUUGCAUUGGGUGCAGCCUUGAUGCAGAACCUGAGCGUUGAGGAGGUGACAAUAUAUGAAAAGACCAUAGACGAGGGAGUUGCCGACAACUUGAGGACAGCGUUGUUGGAGGCCGUCAAAGAACGAGGAACCGAGCUUCGCAGGUUUUAA
Messenger RNA from Seminavis robusta, 2433 nucleotides. The record is from the annotation of a GenBank genome assembly. NCBI's taxonomy places the organism in Eukaryota, Bacillariophyta, Bacillariophyceae, Naviculales, Naviculaceae.